Rotaria socialis is the source of this 1296-nucleotide messenger RNA. The record is from the annotation of a GenBank genome assembly. NCBI's taxonomy places the organism in Eukaryota, Metazoa, Rotifera, Eurotatoria, Philodinida, Philodinidae.
AUGAAUGAAUUGUUAAAAAUAGUACGCUAUUCAAAUUUAUUCGAUCUUAAUAUUUUAAUCGAUGCAAUUGAUUCAAUUAAUGAUGAAACAAAACCAGCUGUAAAUAACAGUGAUGAUGUUUCAAACUCAUCAGGAAGUAAUAAAAAUUUAUUCGUACGAGGAAAGCAAUAUCGUGGAAGAUUGAGAUUGGAUGAAAAUAUUGCUACAAAAUCACAUCAUGCUCAAGUUACUGAAGGAGAAAUGAAGCACGCUCUACUUGAUGGUGAUGCAACUAAUUAUGAUCUUGAUCGCGGUUUUACCAGACAUCCAAUAGAUGAUAUACAUAAUAUUUGUGUUAAAUUAGAUGGCCCAUCGAUUGUGAAUCAUCUUAAAUUAUUACUUUGGGAUAAAGAUGCUCGUGCCUAUUCAUACUAUGUUGAAGUAUCAGCUGAUGAUAUAACAUGGACACGUAUUAUUGAUUAUCGUGCAUAUUUAUGUCGUUCAUGGCAAAAAUUAUAUUUUUCACCUGUUGUUGCAACAUCAAUUCGUAUUGUUGGAACACAUAAUACUGUAAAUAAAGUAUUUCAUCUAGUUUCAAUGGAAAUUUACUAUAUUCAAAAACCAUUUGCACUCGUGGGAGAUAUACUUGCUCCAGUACAAAAUGUUGCAACGUUAGAAGCAAGUGCUAUUGUAUCAGAAGGUGUUAGCCGAGUACGAAAUGCACUAAUCAAUGGGGAUUAUCUCUCGUAUGAUUGGGAUUCAGGAUAUACAUGUCAUCAACUUGGUUCGGGUGGAAUUGUUAUACAACUAUGUCAACCAUAUGUUGUCAGCUCAAUGAGAUUAUUAUUAUGGGAUUGUGAUAAUCGUUCGUAUUCUUAUUACAUUGAAACGUCCUAUGAUAAUAUUACAUGGUCAAAAGCUGUUGAUAAGCAAAAUACUGCUUGCAGAUCGUGGGAAAUCUUAACAUUUGCUCCUCGCAUUGUUGUUUUUAUUCGUAUAUGUGGUACGCAUAAUACAGCUAAUGAAGUAUUUCAUUGUGUACAUUUUGAAUGUCCAUGUCGGCCUGAUAUACUUAAAUCUUAUAUGAAUGAACAAACAUCUAUAUUAACAACUGAUGAACAUGAAGAAAAUAGUGUAACAUAUGAUGAAUAUUGUAAAUCAUUAGAACCUCUACUUGAGAUAUCAACUUGCAAUUCCUCAUCAACAGCAGAUAACGGUUCAUUAGUGCAAACACAUAUAUCACUACCCUUUAUGAUAAAGUCCGAUUCGGCAGGAAUAUAUCCAAGUGAACAGGAAAACGAUGAAAACAAUAAAUAA